UACAAAUCCUUGGUUUACUUCCUUCCCCAUAUCUCCUCCCCUCCAGAAACGCCUAGGUCAAAUUUCUCUGGGGAACUUUUUAUAUUGCUCUAGUUGGGGUAAAAAUCUCCAUGUGUUUCAGAGAAGCGGGAUGGAUAAAGGAUAGUAAGCAUUUGCCCUGCCUGAGGUGCUUUCAGACAUAUUGAGCUCUGUGGGGUAGGUACUGUUUUCUGUAAUACGUAAUGGCGAUUGGAUUCUGAGAGGUUAAAGCAUCUGAAUAAGGUACAUAACCACCACUGGGGUUUGAAUCCAUAUACCCUUGCUUAAAAACACCUUCCAGUCUUGCACAUCCAGACUCCUUACUGCAUCUACUAGUGAAAUUCCGUUAGCACGUUCCAUACACAGGAAUCUAAUUCCCCUGAGUCCUUACUCUCUGUAGUAGAUAAUAGAAUCCAUCCUUCAUUAAUCAUUCAGGAGUUGAAUAAAUGAGCUGGUGGUAGGCAGAGGGCAGGAAAGUUGACCUUUCUCAACACUUGGGAAUGUAUACAUCCUUACCUAUCUCAGGAAGGUAUUUUCAGGGAGUUGGGUGUUACAGCUUGAGGGAGACUAAGAUUCCUAAACUGGUUUUUAAACAGUUUAUGCUUUGUUUAAAAUUACUCCAGAAACCUAUAAAACAAAGCCCCCAUUGAGUCCCCUCUUGUACAUCCCUAGACGAGGACCCCUGAUUGCUAGCCUGCUAGCCGGGUCAUUUUACAAACUCAUGACCUAGGUUGAGCAGUCUUGAGAAGACAGCAUGGGCACUUUCAGGUUCUGCUAUGCCAGUGGCUCACCAGAGAGUUGACUGCUUAUUCAAAACUUAAAAUGUUGGUAUGAAGAAAAAAAAUGGAACAAGUCUGAGCUCCGCUCACUUGGGAACUUGGGUACAAUACAGAAACAACGUGUGCAGACACCUGCAUUAAAGCAGCAUUCAAGUUAAACUGAGAAGGGAAUCCAGACCUGGCUACCACCGGGAGUACGGGUUUAGGGAAGGGAGACUGUAUCACACCGAGGUUUGGUGCAGUCCACGAUAAGGGGGCUGCCUACUAUUAGGUAGCGGGCUGAGCCGCCUUCCUACUGGUAUCAGAGGCCCCACCCACCUGCAUUCUUCCUGGACUGCUUGAGUCCAAACAACAGCCCGGCCCGCAGGCGGACGGAAGAGGCGGUGCUCGAUACGGAAGUCCCUGGGCCCGCUACGGUCACGUGAGUGAGGUUCCGCAUAGAACUGGCACUCAGGUGAGUGGAGUUUCUUGGCAGUCACUGCCUGGAAGCACUGUGGGCCGAGAGUUCUUACAGGUCAUGUGACUUUACAGACCCAAGUCCUUGGUUUAUUUCCGGUGUGUAGUUGCACUCCUAAAGGAUGCGGAUUAGUUGCAGGGGAGUCUGAAUUUGGGGACCUAUCGUGUUUACUUGGGGGGUGGAACCCAGGCUCUGACCUCAUGAGUUUCUGGAUUAGGACUGGAUGCCUUACUGCUGCUUCUCCAGUUGUAUAGUGACCACGAGGCAGGAACGCGGCCCAGUAAGCAACUUUUCUGCGGCCUCUGUCAUUUGCAGAUUUUGGAAGUAGGGCGAGUGAGGAUAAGGAAGUGGCAGGCAUGUUCUUUACUGUGAGGUGCAGUGGGAGUGACUUCUCCUCUUGGUUUGACAGGAGGCAUGGCACUCUGGCGAGCAUACCAGAGGGCCCUGGCUGCACAUCCGUGGAAAGUCCAGGUUCUGACAGCUGGGUAUGUCCUGACAUCACCCAUGUACCUUGUACAGGGUCACUGAUGGGCCUAGGUGACAUUAUCUCACAGCAGCUGGUGGAAAGGCGGGGUCUCCAGCAACACCAGACUGGCCGGACCUUGACCAUGGCAUCCCUUGGCUGUGGCUUUGUGGGCCCUGUGGUCGGAGGCUGGUACAGGGUUUUGGACCACUUAAUCCCCGGCACCACCAAGGUGAAUGCACUCAAGAAGAUGUUGUUAGAUCAGGGGGGCUUUGCCCCAUGUUUCCUUGGCUGCUUUCUCCCACUGGUAGGGGUACUCAAUGGAAUGUCAGCCCAGGACAAUUGGGCCAAACUGAAGCGGGACUACCCCGACGCCCUCAUCACCAACUACUAUCUCUGGCCUGCUGUGCAGUUAGCCAACUUCUACCUGGUCCCCCUGCAUUACAGGUUGGCUGUUGUCCAGUGCGUUGCUGUUGUCUGGAACUCCUACCUGUCCUGGAAGGCACAUCAGCUCUAAGCCUGCCCUGUUCCGUGGUUCGCACCUUGCACUGCUGCUCCGUGGCCCUCUAAUGCUUGGACAGCUUCUUCCAACUGAGCACAACAGGACUGGAGAGGUGGCUCAGCCGUUAGAGCAUGGACUGACUGCUCUAUAGGAGACCUAAGUUUGGUUCCAAACACCCACAUCGGGUAGCUCACACCUCCGUGUCUCAAGCUCCAGGAGAUCUGAUGUCCUCUUCUGGCCUCUGAAGCACCUGCACUCACAUGUACAUAUCAACACAUAGACACAUUCGUAAUUAAGCACACAAUGAAAUCUUUUUUUUUUUUGGGUUCUUUUUUUCGGAGCUGGGGACCGAACCCAGGGCCUUGCGCUUCCUAGGUAAGCGCUCUACCACUGAGCUAAAUCCCCAGCCCCUGAAAUCUUUACAAGGAGGGAGUGUGUCCGUGAUUCGAGGUUGCUGAUCAGAGUAGGGCGACCACUCUAAAAACGUAACUGCUUUUGAAAUCACUAAGACCUUUAUAGUAUUGCUGUCACUCUGGCACUUAACUGAUGGGGACACACUAGAAGAAUUGUGUCCUGAGCUAGAGAAAUGGCUCAGAGGUUAAGAGCACUGACUGUUCUUCCAGAGGUCCUGAGUUCAAUUCCCAGCAGCCACACAGUGUUUCACAACCAUCUGUAAUGGGAUCCAAUGACCUCUUCUGGUGUGUCUGAAGACAGCGACUAUUCAUAUACAUAAAUAAAUCUUUUUAAAAAAAGAAUUGUGUCCUUUAGCAAUUUUGUCACUGUGUACACAUAGUAGUAUAUACUUAAACAGAUGGUAACAGUUGCUUACAUGGCUUCUCAGUCAGCCUGACAUGCUGUACGGUUUUACAGGGGGCUUUUUUUCAUAUGUAGAACAUUUUAAAAUAAUAAAUAUAGCAAAUUCAUGAAUCAGUAA
This is a messenger RNA of Rattus norvegicus (Norway rat), 3153 nucleotides long. The record is from RefSeq and is a predicted model, not a curated record. Lineage: Eukaryota; Metazoa; Chordata; Mammalia; Rodentia; Muridae.